Oreochromis niloticus (Nile tilapia) is the source of this 3552-nucleotide messenger RNA. It is a transcript of the gene sgk1, whose product is annotated as serum/glucocorticoid regulated kinase 1. Bases 555 to 2435 code for a protein of 626 amino acids. The record is from RefSeq and is a predicted model, not a curated record. NCBI's taxonomy places the organism in Eukaryota, Metazoa, Chordata, Actinopteri, Cichliformes, Cichlidae. Gene Ontology annotation, molecular function: ATP binding; protein serine/threonine kinase activity. Gene Ontology annotation, biological process: protein phosphorylation. The transcript is spliced from 14 exons.
AGGAUUUGGAGGAAGGGAGAGAGACAGAGAGAGAGAGAUGGGAAGAGAAAGAGAAGGGGAGGGGAGGCAGCAUCUGCUUGCUGCAGAGCCUUUCAUUGAUAAAGUAGCACCGGAGUGAGCCAGAGGACUGCAGCUGGACUCAUCACACACACGCUUCAUCAUGCUUUCAUUCACGCACUUCCCGAGACUUCCUCUGUGCACUCACCCACAGUGCACCUCAAGUCUUUGCACCAGUGAGGACGCACACGCUCACCCACUAAUCACACAGUGACAUGCUCUUUAUUUAACAACACCAUCGCCUCAGACUUGCUUCUGUUCUCUGCAUCCUAUUUUUGGGAAUGUAAGCUUAGCCCAGAGAGGGACACUUGUAACUGGGAGUUGUUGGUGUUGGUGGUGCAUCUGAUCUGGGACCGGGCUUCGGAGGAGUCUCCGGACAACAACAAAUAAAAAAAGACAGGCUGCAGCGGGAUCAGCAGAAACCAGCCAGCGGAACUGCAUAAAGUCUGCCCGUCAUCCUGGGAUCUACAGAAGCAAGCGGUGUGCCGGUGUCGGCCAUGAAGCUGGUGAAUGGGGGAGGAGGAGGAGGCGGAGGAGGAGGAGGAGGGGGAAGCAGUGGCGUGGGAGGUGGAGGUGGGGGAGAGAAAACUGCCUUCUCCUUUAAGAAGUGCUCUGCCUUCCAGUUUGUCAAGAGAAAGGUACGGAGAUGGAUGAGGAACCCGAAAGUGAGCGUGGAGAAAGCUCAGGGGAAAGGCCUCCUUUACUCCUGUCCAAAGUGUCCGCUGGCUGAGGACCUGUGGUACAGCCACUUCCCAUCACCCUAUGGCUGCUGUCAUUAUGCAGGACUGCAGGGUGGCCUGUAUUACCACCAGGAGCCCUGCUCACCUUGUCCUGCAAAUGGACAAACGAGUGGCCAUGAAAAAAGCAAGGGCUGCAAGGUUAGGAAGUGGAAAAUGCUGGCUCGCCAUCAUGGUGACAGUACAGGCAAGCAGAAGGAAGCAGAGCCCGACCUCCACCUGUGUGGCUGCUCAUCCUGGGGGAUUCACGCCUCACCCCUCUUGGCCAGCCCCGUCAUGCUGGAGUGCUCUAUCUGCAGCGGGCCUUACAUCAGCUACGCCCUAGAGGACACCUGGCAGCCACGCCAACGUACACAGGCAAUGGACCUGUACUACCACAAUGAGUCAGACCCAGACAGCUACUGUUGCCCUGGUGACAACACUUUUAUGAAACAAAGGAGGAUGGGUCUGAACGACUUCAUUCAGAGGCUUGCCACAAACUCCUACGCCUGCAAGCAUUCCGAGGUUCAGUCCAUCCUGAACUUGAGUCCUCCUCAGGAUCCUGAGCUCAUGAACACAAACCCCUCUCCUCCUCCCAGUCCAUCCCAACAGAUCAACCUCGGCCCAUCAUCCAAUCCUUCGGCCAAGCCCAGCGACUUCCACUUCCUCAAGGUUAUCGGCAAGGGCAGCUUCGGAAAGGUUUUGCUUGCACGCCAUCGCACGGAUGACAACUUCUACGCUGUCAAAGUCUUACAGAAGAAGGCCAUUCUCAAGAAGAAGGAGGAAAAACACAUCAUGUCAGAGAGGAAUGUGCUGUUGAAGAAUGUCAAGCACCCGUUCUUGGUGGGCCUGCACUAUUCUUUCCAAACAGCGGACAAACUGUACUUCGUCUUGGACUACAUCAAUGGCGGAGAGUUGUUCUACCACCUGCAGAGAGAGCGCUGCUUCCUCGAGCCCAGAGCCAGGUUCUAUGCAGCAGAGAUCGCCAGCGCACUGGGAUACCUGCACUCACUAAACAUUGUCUACAGAGACCUGAAACCAGAGAACAUCCUGCUGGACUCCCAGGGACACAUCAUUCUCACAGAUUUUGGACUCUGCAAGGAGAACAUUGAACCCAACGGGACAACAUCGACUUUCUGCGGUACUCCAGAGUAUUUGGCUCCUGAGGUGUUGCACAAGCAGCCGUAUGACAGGACAGUAGACUGGUGGUGUUUAGGAGCUGUUCUCUAUGAGAUGCUGUAUGGCCUGCCUCCGUUCUACAGCCGCAACACAGCGGAGAUGUACGACAACAUCCUGAACAAGCCACUGCAGCUGAAACCCAACAUUUCCAACUCGGCUAGACACCUGCUGGAGGGCCUGCUGCAAAAAGACCGGACAAAGAGACUGGGCUGCUCCGACGACUUCAUUGAAAUUAAGAACCACAUAUUCUUUACCCCCAUCAACUGGGAUGACCUCAAUGCAAAGAAGAUCACCCCUCCCUUCAACCCUAAUGUGACGGGGCCCAAUGACCUGCGGCACUUUGAUCCGGAGUUCACAGACGAGCCGGUACCCAGCUCCAUCGGUUGCUCCCCAGACAGUGCACUCGUCACAGCCAGCAUCAAAGAGGCGGCCGAGGCCUUUGUGGGCUUCUCUUAUGCCCCAUCUAUGGACUCCUACCUAUAGGAUUUAAACACAGGCACUUAUCAUAGACACUAGUUUAGACUUAUCGGGCAUGAAACGAGGCAUGCCCGUGGACUUGCAUCGUGACCCCACUCAAUGUUUACCAUCAGAAUGAUGGACAUCUCCGAAACCCAACCCCACGACAACUCUGCAUCUACAAAGACGUUAAACAUGUGUACUUUGCCACAUCCUCUGCAACUCUUGAAUGCUUGCCACAAGAGGAUGCCCAGUUGGAGUUCUGAUCCUCAAGCUUCACUACCUGCAGUCCCCUUUCAGCCUUCAGUUGUCCAUCUAUUUCCUGAUAGUGGAGGUCGUUUGCACACAGGACUCAGGCAGCUUAAAAGCUCCCCUUGAUCCCGACGCCACGAGUGACAAGCACACGUCCAAGCUCCCACCUUUUUUUUUCAAAGAGAGGAAGGCCGGACCAAGCCCGGAGAAGAUUUCCAUUUUCAUCUCUAGCGAAAAAACCUUCCCUCUUGAGAUUUCUGCUACCACCUGUGAGGACCUUACCUUUUGAGCGCGAAUGAGUAGCUUGGAGAUGACAUUCAUUUUGGUGCUUUAGUUUCUUUUCAUGUACUUUCCGUGUGUUUUGAAAAGGGAGUUAUUUAAAAACCGAAUGUUACAGAGAGACAGAUGGGGUAAUUUAAGUUUUCUACAAGGUGCCUUUAUAUUUUUUUUCUCUCCAUCAGAACUUACAUCAUUUGAGUUUGACUGUGUCGACACUAACAUCAGAGUUUUAUCCGCUCUGCACCUGAUUUUUUGUUUUGUUUUGUUGAAGUCACUAAGGAGGAAAGAUGUAGCACUAAGUUAAUCCAAUUCUUCUGUCUUUAACAUGUGACAUGUAAGAACUCGAAUGAUGUUUCACGUCUUCUUUUGCACAUAAAACAACAAUGCUGAUCGAGAGAUGGAAAGAGAGCGCACUGCUGCUGCUAGGUGGGGACAAGAGGGAUGUGUUGUGCAAUGUUUUGGGGAGAGCUGCUCGCUGACCGCAUUCCCCCUCAUUCCUCCAGUCUUCCACCCGCCACGCAGUAAUGUUAACGGUGGCCUGCGGACGGGCUGACAACACUUAAACUGAACAUUCCAUUUUAAUAUUGCUGUAAUGCAGUUUGACGGUAUUUAA